Pneumocystis murina B123 is the source of this 2220-nucleotide messenger RNA. RefSeq lists its product as hypothetical. Gene Ontology annotation, cellular component: mRNA cleavage and polyadenylation specificity factor complex. The record is from RefSeq and is a predicted model, not a curated record. Lineage: Eukaryota; Fungi; Ascomycota; Pneumocystomycetes; Pneumocystales; Pneumocystaceae. The transcript has 8 exons. The coding region runs from base 1 to 2220 and encodes 739 amino acids.
AUGAACGAAGAGACGACUAUUCAACUUUCUCAGUUAAAUACGAUAUGGGAAUUGGUAGAACAGGAUGCAUCAUUUUUUAUGCAAAUAGUUCCAGGGAUUUUGCCUAUUGCUGCAAGAUCAGAGCUUGUAAUACGUCAAUGGAUUGCUAAAUUUUUUGCUUUACUUUUUACAACACCAAAUUUAUCUAUUGAUAAUAAAGAAAAACUUGGAUUACAAUGUCUUGAUACGUUAGUUAAUUAUGUACAAUUUGAUGAUGUUGUAUUGUUAAAGAAUAUUAUUCAAAGUUGUUCAGCAUUUUAUCCUAUUAUAUUUCGGUAUAUAUGCAUGCAACAUAAUAUUUCUAUUUGGAAUCAAAUGAUACUUAUUAAGAACAGAAUAUUACAGUUAUGGGAUUCAAAACAUAAAGGAAUUCGUAUUUCAUGUAUUAAAUUUGUUCAAAAAAUAAUACAAACCCAAACAUUUGGUACAAAAGAUCCAAGGCUUAUUGAUAAAUCGGAUAUUUCUUUGAAUUUGAUUCCUCCUAAACAUCCUUUUUUACAUAGUAUUGACCUUGAAGCUGAGGCCAAAGGUUUUUUAGAUAGACUUAUUGAAAAUAUAUAUGAAAAACCAUUGGAUCCCUUUAUAAUUAGCGCUACUUUAAAUUGUUUGACCGUCUUGGCUAAGCAUAGAUUAGAUACUAAUACAAAAAUCAUAAAUGGAAUUUUAGGUUUUAAUCCCAUAGAUGAUACCAUUAAAGCAUCUGAUGAUAUUAAAAUGCAAAUUCAAAUACGAUCUUUAAUUAAAAAUAUUACGAUUGUUUUAACUAAUCUUCUAAGAAAUAAUUCUACAGGAUCUUUGGCUUCAAAAGUUAGCCAGUACCUUUCUACACAAGAGAAAUUUGAUAUGCAAGAUGAUGUUUCUCGUAAAAGAUUUUUUUCUGAUAUCACUCAUUUUUCUGCGAAAAGAAUAAAAACAGAGAAUUUAAAUACACAAAAAAACAUAGAAGUCCAUCAUGAUUUAUCUAUUAUUUCAUUAUUUACACUUAAUCAAAUGAAAAAAGACAAUCCUUUACUUUCUAUUGAUGUUACUCAACUUCCUCACGAACUUGUUGCAAGAAUUACAAUUGAAAAUCUUCUUUAUAUUAAACAUGAUCAUUUUGAACGCUGCAUUAAUAUAUUGCGAUCAAAACUAUUAGAACAUUCUCAUCAGAUUACAUCUAAAAUUGAAGAUAAUAAAUCAGUUAAAGAAGCUUUAGCAAAUAUUACUGAUGUCGAAGAUGAUGAUUUUGAAUCAUCUGAGGCAUCUAUAUAUCAAUCGAAUAAGAAUAUCGCAAAAAUACGUGAUCUACAAGUUAAACAAGAAAAAAAUUAUCAGGAAAAAGGCAUGAAAACAAUUUCCUUUGAACUUCCCGAUCCACAACCGCUUACACCAUCUCUGAUAACAAAGCAUUUUCAUAAUGUUAUGGAUAGAUUAUUUUUAAACGCCUUUAAAAAUACAACUUCCGAUGAUCAGAAACCUACUCGAAUUCUUGACCUUGAAAAUUUAAAAACCAAUAAAUGGAAUAAACAAAGCUGGAUUAGGCUCAUUUCCCGUCUUUGUACAAGAGGUCUUGUCACUUCAAAUGAUAUUCACAAAAAUAAUUAUAAAGAUCAAAUUUCUUUUUCUCAUUUUGUAAGAAAUAAACUUUUAGAAUAUGUCCUAUCGUAUUUUAAAGAACGUAUCCAAUUUGCUGUAACAUGGUUAAGCGAAGAAUGGUAUAAUGAUCAUUUAAUGCUGCGUAAAAGCAAAGAAGAACGCUUAACUUGGGAAGGCCCUCAAUAUGAAAAAUGGACACUUAUGGUUCUUGAUGGAGUUUUGCCCUUUGUUGAUGGCUCUAAUAAAGCUUUUUUACGGUUUCUUUCUGAUCUUCCUGAAUUAUCUGAGACAUGUAUUCAUCGAUUACGAAUCCUCUGUUUAGAUCCUGAUCGAAGUAAACUUGGUUUUGCUGCAUUACAAUAUCUUAUCAUGCUUAGGCCUCCUGUUAGAUCCAUUUGUCUUGAUUUUAUUCAAAAAUUAAGUUCCGAAAAUCCAGAUUCUGAUUUCGUAAUCCCAAUAGAACGAAUUUUAAGCAAAUAUCGUACAUAUCUUAUUCCUUCACAAACACUUCAGAUACCUAUUAAUUCUAACUCUUCGAUCAAUCAUUCUUCAGACUCUUUUAAUAUUUCUCCCUCGGAAAUAACUUUUCCUCAACAAUCUCAAUAA